Plodia interpunctella (Indianmeal moth) is the source of this 655-nucleotide messenger RNA. It is a transcript of the gene mRpL41, whose product is annotated as mitochondrial ribosomal protein L41. NCBI's taxonomy places the organism in Eukaryota, Metazoa, Arthropoda, Insecta, Lepidoptera, Pyralidae. Gene Ontology annotation, biological process: translation. Gene Ontology annotation, cellular component: mitochondrial large ribosomal subunit. The transcript has a single exon. Gene Ontology annotation, molecular function: structural constituent of ribosome. The record is from RefSeq and is a predicted model, not a curated record. The coding region runs from base 100 to 588 and encodes 162 amino acids.
UCACUGUCAGUCUUACAGUUCCCAAAACUAACCUACAAAAUUAGGGCAGAAAUAAAUUUUAUUUAUAAAUAACGAAAAAAUAAUUAACACUGCUAUAAAAUGUCCAAGAUUUCGACUUUGAUAAACUAUGUGGCGAAACGAAGUAUUUCCCUGACAGUCCCACGACAGGGCAAAAGGAAUUUCAAGAAAUUCAUUAUACCAAACAAGCGGGGCUCCUAUAUCCACAAAAAGAUGCAAGCUGGGCCAAACCCUGAGCUAGAGAUUGAUAAUAGAGGAGUCCGUACUACUGGCUACGUACUUAAUGGACGAUUUGUCGAGGUACCGGAAAUGAUCCCUGAAUUAAUCGUGCCAGACUUAAAAGACUGCGACCUCAAGCCCUAUGUCUCCUACAAGUCUGAAGAUGUUAUCCAAAGCGAAUUUACGCCCCAACAACUCUUCGAUGCAGUUUAUAGUAAAAAGAUAGUCACAGAUUUCAAACAAGGAAAGUUGGAUACUGAGGGAAUGCCCCUUGAACCAUCAGAAGACGAAAAAUUAAGACCUGAGGAGGCAGUAGCGAAAGCAAAGAGAACUGGUUCUGAUAUAUUUUAAGCAAACAUAUUGUGGAACAGUAGUGAAUUAAGAUAGUGUAUAUUUCAAUUAAAGAUGUUAGGUUGUA